UGGCGGCGAGUGGAGCGCUUCCCACAGCGGGCAUUAUAAUUGAUUAGGUUUCUCGAUAUCCAGAUUGUUCCUAAGAAGAAAAUUGACAAGACCACAUUUCUUUGCAAACAUUGAGGAGCUAGUUGGCAAGAUGAAGGUCUUUUGCGGUCGUGCCAAUCCAACCACAGGAUCCCUGGAAUGGCUGGAGGAGGAUGAACACUAUGAUUAUCAUCAGGAAAUUGCCAGGUCAUCCUAUGCAGAUAUGCUGCACGACAAAGACAGAAAUAUAAAAUAUUACCAGGGUAUCCGGGCAGCUGUGAGUAGGGUGAAAGACAGAGGACAGAAGGCCUUGGUUCUUGACAUUGGCACUGGCACAGGUCUCUUGUCGAUGAUGGCAGUUACUGCAGGUGCUGACUUCUGCUAUGCUAUUGAGGUUUUUAAGCCAAUGGCUGAUGCUGCUGUGAAGAUUGUGGAGAAAAAUGGCUUCAGUGAUAAGAUUAAAGUUAUUAACAAGCAUUCCACUGAGGUGACAGUUGGACCAGAUGGUGACUUGCCUUGUCGUGCUAACAUCCUGGUCACAGAGCUGUUUGACACUGAACUGAUCGGGGAGGGAGCACUGCCCUCUUACGAGCAUGCACAUAGGCAUCUUGUGCAGGAAAAUUGUGAAGCAGUGCCUCACAAAGCAACUGUCUAUGCCCAGCUGGUGGAGUCCAGAAGGAUGUGGUCAUGGAACAAGCUGUUUCCUGUCCGUAUUCAGACUGGUCUUGGAGAGCAGGUCAUUGUUCCUCCCUCAGAAUUGGAGAGGUGUCCUGGUGCACCUUCAGUCUAUGACAUUCAGCUGAAUCAGGUGUCAUCUGCUGACUUCACUGUCCUCAGUGAUGUGCUACCAAUGUUCAGUGUGGACUUCAGCAAGCAAGUCAGUAGCUCGGCAGCCUGUCAUAGCAGGCAGUUUGUACCUGUGGCAUCUGGCCAAGCACAGGUGGUUCUUUCCUGGUGGGACAUUGAAAUGGACCCAGAGGGGAAGAUCAAAUGUACCAUGGCACCCUAUUGGGCACAGACAGACCCACAGGAGCUUCAGUGGCGGGACCACUGGAUGCAGUGUGUAUACUUCUUGCCACAGGAGGAUCCCGUUGUUCAGGGCUCACCCCAAUGCUUGGUAGCCCACCAUGAUGACUACUGUGUGUGGUACAGCCUCCAGAGGACCAGUGCUGAUGAGAAUGAGAAAGUCUACCAAGUGCGCCCUGUGUGUGAUUGUCAGGCUCACUUGCUCUGGAACCGGCCUCGGUUUGGAGAGAUUAAUGAUCAGGACAGAACUGAUCAAUUUGCCCAAGCCCUGAGGACUGUGCUGACACCAGGGACCAACUGUCUUUGUGUCAGUGAUGGCAGUCUCCUCUCUGUGCUGGCCCAUCACCUUGGGGCAGAGCAGGUGUUUACAGUUGAGAGUUCGGCAGCUUCUUAUAGACUGAUGAAAAGGAUCUUCAAGGCUAACCACUUGGAAGAUAAAAUUAGUAUUAUCAAGAAACGGCCUGAGUUGUUAACAUCUGCAGAUCUGGAGGAUAAGAAGGUCUCCCUCCUCCUGGGUGAACCCUUCUUCUCCACCAGCCUGCUACCAUGGCACAACCUAUACUUCUGGUAUGUUCGUACUUCCGUGGACCAGCACCUGGAACCUGGAGCUGUGGUGAUGCCCCAGGCAGCCUCACUGCAUGCCAUGAUUGUGGAGUUCAGGGAUUUGUGGCGGAUCCGAAGCCCUUGUGGUAACUGUGAAGGCUUUGAUGUGCACAUCAUGGAUGAUAUGAUUAAGCACUCCCUGGAUUUUCGAGAGAGCAGAGAGGCAGAGCCCCACCCAUUGUGGGAGUACCCCUGCCGUAGCCUCUCUGAGCCUCAGCAGAUUCUGACCUUUGAUUUCCAGCAGCCUGUGCCCCAGCAGCCUGUGCGUGCUGAGGGGUCCAUGGAACUGAGAAGACCUGGGAAGAGCCAUGGAGCUGUCCUGUGGAUGGAAUAUCAUCUGACUCCAGGCAGCACAGUCAGCACCGGCCUCAUGAACCCUUUGGAAGACAAGGGGGACUGCUGCUGGAACCCCCACUGCAAGCAAGCUGUGUACUUCCUCAGCACCACAGUGGAUCCCAGAGUGCCUCUGGAUGGCCCUCAGUCAGUCAGCUAUGCUGUGGAGUUUCAUCCCCUCACUGGAGACAUCACCAUGGAGUUUAGGCUUGCAGACACCUUGAACUAAUCUUCCCUUGUUGAGAAAUUAAAUGGCCAGUAGGCUUCAGACUGAAUGGCUUGGGGCUCAUUGGGGAAGGAAGGCUAAGAACUUACGUCUUUGCAUGCACCUACUUGGCAUCUGCACAGCGGAGACCUCUUAUGUUUGUGCCUUAGUGCUUCUGGCUUGCAGCAUCAGGUGUGGCAGACAGCAUAGGCUGGUGACUGAUUUAAGAGUUCUGAAGCAACCAGGGAGAAUGGCUUGUGGUUCUGAGAGUUCAGAAAGCUCUGGUAUAGGAAUGCUUCCUGUCCUACCUGGAGGAGAACUGAGGAACAACCUUCUCUGGGACUAAGGUAGGACUGCCCACUUAGCUGGAACCUACCCAGCCUUUCGCUCUCUAGGAAUCUCCAGGUCUCUGCUUAGAGAAUGGCCUUCUAGGGGUUAGAGGCCACAUUUAUAAACAUUUGGGUAUCUCGCCUCAGUGUCUGAUAAGCUAUGAGACUUGGACACCAGGGUGCUGCUCACGGGCCAGGGAAGAGACCAUCCUCAAGCAGUUCCCUGUGGGAAACCACUGGAAAGGAAACUUGGGAGAGUAUCCGUCUCCUGUCUGAAGGCCCUUGCUCUGAUGGCUUAUCCUUGCUGCAGCAGAAAGUGCAAAGAUUCCCCAGCUGGUCACAGCCUUGUCCCACCUCUCUCCUCUCUCCCAUACUCUUGCUAAUGACAUCUCAGUUCGAAAGGAUUUGAGGAGAACCUAGUGGAACCUAGGUGGCUAAAUCCUUAGCAUUUCAGGGCAGACGUGGACUGUGUCCCCAUGGUCACCAACCCCCAAAGCCCCGAGGCUGGUAUGGACUCUGGAAAUCCAUUGGCCCUUCACAGUUUGUCGAGCAAAUAAGUACAGAACCAGAAUGCCAGCCUUGAGCCUCACAGUUUUAUUUUCUCGUCAUUCUUCAUCCUUCCUUUCAGCACCAUAAAGGAAAAAUCCACCUCUUUCAACAUUGUUUUUUAAUCAGGCAUAAAGAUUGUUUUUCUUCUUGGGAAGAAUCGUCUGGAUAUAUAUUUGAUAAUGUUUUACCAAAACCUUAGGUAUCUUACCAUAUAAAACCCCUAAUGUCCCAUGAGGAUACAAUACAGAAAUUAAAAAGUUUCUUCUUUUUCUUUUAAAACAGUAUUUCUAAAUCUGAGCAAGUUAAUACAAUAGUUAAAAAGCAUCAAGGUUAAUAUUCAUUCUUAAAACUCAGGUGAUUUUGGACAAAUAAAGAUGAAUGAAUGGUCCUUCCUAA
Molecule: messenger RNA, 3459 nt
Organism: Phodopus roborovskii (desert hamster)
Lineage: Eukaryota; Metazoa; Chordata; Mammalia; Rodentia; Cricetidae
Product: protein arginine N-methyltransferase 7-like
Biological process (GO): peptidyl-arginine methylation
Molecular function (GO): protein-arginine N-methyltransferase activity
Source: RefSeq, a predicted model, not a curated record